Molecule: messenger RNA, 4051 nt
Organism: Branchiostoma belcheri (Belcher's lancelet)
Lineage: Eukaryota; Metazoa; Chordata; Leptocardii; Amphioxiformes; Branchiostomatidae
Product: centrosomal protein of 135 kDa-like
Exons: 29
Coding region: 158-3886 (1242 amino acids)
Source: RefSeq, a predicted model, not a curated record
AGUUCGACGCGGUGUUUUUGAGUUCUUGUAUUCAUGGUUUACCAGGAUGAUUUCCAAACUCACGACAUCAAGAGUAAAUAUUCCACCCAAAACGUGACGGAACUAGAACGGACGUCUGCGUAUAGAUGACCGUACGUGAAGACCUGGUCCAUCUGCCAUGAGUUCUACAGCGGAGAAGAAGUUCUCCAACCUGCGGCGUCGGCUGGACCAGCUGGGCUAUCGGCAGCCGCUGGGCGUUGAAAGCCUGCCCCUGGUGGAGAAACUGUUUGCAGACCUGGUUCAUACAACAGAGAGCCUCAAAAACCUGAAAUUGCAGAGUAGCAAAGUGUCGCAGCAGCCCAGAGAGACUGAGGAUGACACAGCAGAGCCGUAUCGCACAGAGAACGCUCGACUGGUGUCAGAGAACACCCAGGUACACCUAGAACUCAUCAACAUCAAGGAAGGAGCAGAAAAACAAGCUAAAGAUCUCAAGGCAACCAUCCGGAAACUUGAACAUGAGAAUGCUGAUCUACGCUUCCUCAACACACAGUACAUCCACAAGGUUCGUGCUGUGGAGAGAGAUAAGAAAUCCAUGAAAGACAAGAUCCAGCAGCUUCAGGAGAAAAACCUCCAGGCCGUGGUGCAGACUCCAGGUGGGAAGAAGCGGAACAUUCCGUUCCACAGACAGCGUAUGGAGAUAGACUCGCUGGUGCCCCCAGCAGACCCCCCCAGCCCCCCGCCCAGCCCCCUGGUGGAGGACCCUUACAUUGCAGACCUGCUGGAGGUGGCAGACAACAGGAUAGAGACCCUCACCAAGGACAGCCAGAGGUUACAUGAGGACAAGGAGUCAUUGGACAGAAGAAUCAAGACACUGACUCGACAGGUUGAAGUUCGGGACAAGGAGAUAGAACGACUGGGCUAUCUGCUGGAGGGAGGCCGUCCCCAGGACGUGGUGUCAAUGGAAGGCAAACUGCGGGCUAAUGAGAAACUUAUCUCACAUCUCAAUGUACAGGUGGACUAUCUCCAGCAGGCUAACCAUGACCUGGAGCGCAGGUUACAGGAUGUCCUGGAGGACCGGCGCUCGGCGGCGCGGGAACAGCUGGAGCUGACCAGCAGGAACGAGAAGCUGAUGUCGGAGCUGCAGGAUAUCGACCGUCUCGCCGGAGAACUGCAGAAACACAAGGAACAAGCCAUCACCACCGCAGACAACGAAGUCCGCAAUAUUGAGAUUGAACUGAGAAGGUCCCAACGUCAGCUGGAAACUGCAGAAACAGAAGUGGCCACAUUACGAGAAGAACGUAAGUCCCUGCUGUCAGAGAAUGAUCGGCUGGGCUCGGACCUGUCAACCAAGAUGGCGGAGUCACAGCGUCUGCACGACCUGAUGGACAAGGUGCAGGAAGACAAGAGACAUCUGUCUGACAGGGUCAACAAACUCACAAAAAAAGAAAAAGACCUGGUGCUGGAGCUGGAGAGACUGAGAGACAUGUCAGUCCGACACAAGAGAGACAAGUCUCCCUCCCGACUAGAUAACUUCAUCAAGAGUCUGGAGGAGGAGAGGGAUUAUUAUAAACAGGAGGUGGAUGUUCUACAGAACAUGUUGAAGAAAAGGUCAGGGAGCCCGGCUAAAACACCUACCUCCACCCCAACUAAAGGAAGCUCCAUCAAGGGUACUCCCACCAAAGGCACACCCACUAAGGGAACAGGGGUGGACAAAAAGACAGCUGCUCAUUAUGAGACCAUCCUGCGAGUGCUGGAAGAUGAGCGUGACUUCUACAAACGUGAGUACGAGAUGCUGCGGGCCUUACGGCGCUCACCCACCCGGGGAUCUCCACCAACCAGAGACAGGUCUGUAGAGGAUAUGACAGAGAUCAGCCGGCUGCGUCAGGAGCGGGAUGAGCUGCAGGCCAUGCUGGACAAGUUUGAGCGCCACAUGGCCGAGAUCCAGUCUAACGUCAAAGUGCUGACACAGGAGAGGGACAAGGACCAGUCUGCUGUAUCAGCAGGUGGUUAUACUAUAUCUACAGAAACUGCACUUACAGACAGAGCUCGACUAGAACAGAGAAUAGAAGACCAAGAGGGCCAGCUUUACACAGUAGAUCAGGAGCGGGCAGACCUGCAGGGGAGGGUGGCCUCCAUGAGGGACAUGAUCAACACUCUGGAGGAUCAGGUCAAGUCACUCACCAUGAAGGUCGCAUCCACUGAAGAGGAGGCUUCACAACAGAAGGCCACCGCCACACAAAUGAGGCUGUUAGCAGAGCAGACUGAAGCCUCGCUGGAAGACUGUCAGCGGCGCCUCACCAGGAAGGUGGGAGAACUGCAGCAGGCUGAGGAGAGAGGCCACACCCAGGCUGAGAGAAUCGAUGACCUGACCCGUGUGAGUACUAACCUGAAGGAUGAGGUAGCCCAGCUGAGAGGCGCGGUGAGUUCUCUGGACAGGGAGAAGGACGGCCUACAGAUGAACGUGGAUGAGAAGACUGAGAGGGUGGUCGGCCUGGAGGAGAAUGUUGCCAAUAAGGAGAAAUUGAUUUCUGAACUUAGGUUGAAUGUUGGAGAACUAGAAACAAGACUAGACCGUGCCAAUGAUACCGUCAGUAACAAAGAGAGAGAAAUCCGCAGUCUUCGUCGGCAGCUAGACGGGACGAGUGAGGAGCUCGGUGAGGUUGGUCGGGGUCGGGAGGUGGCCCUGAGGGAGAACAGGAGACUUCAGGAGGACCUGGGGACCAUGACUAAGGAGAACCAGGCUGUACAUCAGGACCUGGAGGAGACUAUGUCAGACAGAGAACGUCUGAAACAACAGGUGCAGGACUACAUCGCAGAGGUGUCCAGGUGUGAGGACCUCUUGGCAGCUAAGGACCGUGAAAUAGCAGACCUGUUGGACAAUUAUCGUAAGGCCAGCUCGCAGGCAGAGCGGUGGGAGAUGGAGGCCCACCAGCACCAGGGAGAGUCCAGCAACACCAAACUGGAGCUGAUGUCUCGAGAGUCGGAGGUGCGAAGGCUGAGGGAGAAGGCAGACAGUCAGGAGAGGGAGAUACAGGAGCACCUGGCAGCCCAGCAGGCGUACGAGCUGCAGGUGUCCAACCUGACAGUGUCACUGCAGAACCUGGAGGAGGACCUGCGGCAGGUGGAGGAGGAGAAAGGUGCCCUCAGCACUGACCUGUCGUCUGUCCGCGACCUGUGUGUCAAACUGGACACUACAAAGGAAGGCUUGUCUCGACAGCUCACACAGAAGAGUGUGGACUCAGAACAGGCCAAAACAGCAUUAGAAGAGCUCCGGAGAGAAGCGGACUUGCUUCGUAGCCAAGUGUCGAGCGAACGCGCGUCCGUGCGUAACUUGGAGGGUCUGUUGUCGACCAAUCGCGAGCGGGAGUUUGCCUCGCAGCUGACUGAGCAGGAGCAGCGCUCGGAGAUCCAACUGUUGAAAGACCGACUGACACUGGCAGAGAGCAAGACUCAGAGCCAGCAGCGUGAGAUCACCACCCUGCGUACACGAGCCGCACAGCUGGAGUCAGACCUGGAGAGAACAAAGAGGAAUCUCACAGCAGAGAGGUUUGAGAAGGAACGAGCAUAUCAAGAGCUGAGGCGGCGUGGUUUCUCCCCAUCCCGGAUCUCCCCACCAACAGACACCUCCGGUCACUACUCACGCUCUCCCUACAGACGGUCAACCAGUCCCCGCAGGUCCAGCCCCCCCAGGAGCAUUCUCAAGUCUCCUGACAGAUCCAGACCUCGCUCCCCUGACAGAUCGGUCACACGGUCCCCCCUUACUCUCAGCUUUGGAGACCCCAACGACAGGUCAGGAGCCAUCUCACCACUAGCCACAGACAGAGAGAUGGAGGGGGCAGACUACCAGUUAGAGGGGGAGGAAGGGCAGGACCGGGAUCGGAGAGGAUCAUCUGGGUCAGAGACGUAGAGUGGACUUUCUGCAGUAAAAACGUUGCAACAGUGAACUCAGUCUGUCAGUCCAACUGAGACCAGUGACUAGCAAGAACUGUUAGUCUGACUGCUACUUCAACUUUUCUCAAGACGUUUUCUAGUCAUUAUGCAGCAAGUUUAAACUGUAAUUUUCCAAAAAUUG